Messenger RNA from Uranotaenia lowii, 16433 nucleotides. RefSeq names its product protein N-terminal glutamine amidohydrolase (gene tun). The coding region runs from base 1741 to 2373 and encodes 210 amino acids. Gene Ontology annotation, molecular function: protein-N-terminal glutamine amidohydrolase activity; protein-N-terminal asparagine amidohydrolase activity. Gene Ontology annotation, cellular component: cytosol; nucleus. The record is from RefSeq and is a predicted model, not a curated record. The transcript is spliced from 4 exons. Lineage: Eukaryota; Metazoa; Arthropoda; Insecta; Diptera; Culicidae.
CGCAAUCAGCAGUGGAUGGAAAUCCUUCCUCGUGAUCAAUUUUCUCCUUUCUCUUACCCUCAUCAGGGGGUGUAUUCGGUGUUUUUUGCCAGGGAAAACUUGAGUAAAAUCUGUUGCAACUAACCGUGAAAGGAAAACGCAUACAAAGCACGAAAUUCUCUCGCUCUCGCGCCCAUAGCUCGUUUUAUCGGGGUGUUGUUGAGGACCUUGCAAAGCUGAGAGUUUUUCAACACAACACAUUUUCCGACGUUCCGUGACCGAAGCCAGACGGGUUCUAGUUUUCCUUCCUAGUUGAGUUUCCGCGAGUGGCUAUUGUGGAGCCGCCUGGUGGUUCCAGUUCAAGUAGUGUUUUACCCUUAAGAAAAGUGACAAAAUAGUGCUACCGUGAAAUUGGGAGGCUCGCUUCGAAGAUCGCGUCGUGACCCUUUCAUUCCCUUAGACCCCUCCUUUUUCCCCCGAGUCCUUGCCGGAAUUCCUUUCGACAAAGUGCGGUGCAAUUAUAAUCCGGGUCUUUCGGAAUCUAGUGCUUGAACCUUUGCUGCAUCGAAUCGUUUUGGGAAAGAAAAAAAAAUCUCGAAGAGCGUCAAGAGUGCUGUUGCAAAUCGGCACAUGUGUCGAAAUACGCUUUGUAGUCUCGGAAAAGUGCGUGGAAAAUUUAUGAACCUUUGAAAUCGAGUAUACACAUCUCAGUGAGCGUCGAAUAGUACCGCAUUAACACCAGUCAGUCAGUGUGGUGGCGAUUUUAGUUGAUGAAAUAUUCCACUGCUUGCUGCGUAGUCUGGCGUAGUUGUGUGUGCCUAAGGAUACUUGUGGUGUGAUUCGUCUGAAAUUCAGUGCACAGCAGCCUACUUUUCGGAAGCAAUCGCUUGAAGUGAUCAGGUGGGGGUAAAAAUCUAAUGCUACAUUAAACAGCUCUGGGAUGUUAUUGUAUUGUUAAUUUGUUAAGAAAAAAGCUGGAUUUCAUGAAUUAAAAGUGAAGUAAUAAUUAUGGUAGAUAGUGCACCCUUAUAAUAAUAUACCGUAUUUAGAUAAUAGACCAGUGUUCCAACAAGUCUAGCUUUUAACAAAUCUGCAAGGGGUCAAGUGUUUUGUUUUCACUGUUGAAUUGCUCAUUAAAGUUCUCUUUGUUCAGUGCAUAAAGUUUUUGUCUGUGUGUUUCGGGAAACCCACAGAUUCCGGUUCCUAGACAGGAAAACUUCCACCACAUCACAGCAGCAUUGAUUUCACGCAUCUUCCCAUUGUGUUUCCGAUAGCGGAGAGCAAAGUGGUUCUGGAACUUGUCAUCCCAGUCUUGAAGCUUUGCAUGCCUGUGUUGCACCACAAUGGGCGUUUGGGUACGCGUAUAGAAAAACCCCGCGCGCUCUGACCUGUAUCUGUGUGGCUGAGGCAUUCCACUCCAGACAAAACCCUCUGCUGACCACCCCAGGGAUACAAAGAAAAACACAUUCCCCUGGAAAAGAGCUCCACAGCUUUCGGAAAAUUUGUACGAGAGUGAAAAUUUACGGUGCGUGAGAGAAGGAGACCCUUUGAGAGAGAAGAAAUCCUUGGUUCCGAACCCGGUUUAGCUUUGCUGCUGCUUACUGCGGACUUUCGAAAUAGGUUCACGUGAAAAAAAAACGCGAGUUCUCCAAUAACAGAAGCUUGGUGAGAGCAAAAGAGAUAAGCACACCAGCAAAACAGUAACAACAGCAACAACUUUCACAACAACAGGCUAACAGGAGAAAAAAAAUAGAAGUAAAAAUGUCGUCAAACGAUGCAAACUUUAUGCUUUUCCCCAACAUCAAUGACUGUUCGUACGUGUCCUGCUAUUGCGAGGAAAACGUAUGGAAGCUGUGCGAGCAGGUGAAAAAGACACAUCCGGCCGAGCUGGCGAAAAGCUACGCCGUGUUCGUGUCCAACGAGCGAAGAACCGUGCCACUGUGGAGGCAGAAGGCCGGCCGCGGCGACGAAAAGCUGGUGAUAUGGGAUUAUCACGUGUUCUUCAUGCACAACCCCUCGCCGAACCGGUGUCUGGUGUUCGAUCUGGACACGACCCUGCCCUUCCCGACCUACUUUCACAAGUACGUGACGGAAACGUUCCGAUCCGACUACGCCGUUACCCCGGAACACCAUAGAUUUUUUAGAGUAAUACCUGCCGAAAAAUACCUAGCGGAGUUUUCGUCCGACAGAAGGCAUAUGCGCAGACCGGACGGAUCGUGGAUCAAACCGCCCCCAUCUUAUGCUCCAAUUCAAACUAGCACCAACACGCACAGCCUGGACGACUUUAUCUGCAUGAAGCCGGGCAAGGGUCCCGGCAGUGUGUACGAUUUGCUCCAUUUCGUGCAACAGUUCUACAAACCCCCGGAUCGGAACAUCACCAAAACGCAAAACUAAGUCACUCGGCAGCUCCCGGUGUGGUUGGAGUUGGGUUGAGUGGCCUUGCAGGGCAAGAGGAUACGCUUAAUUAUUCCGAUGAUGGUUUGGCGGGGAUUGUGCGGGCUACGAAAUUAAACGAAAGAGAGCGAAAAGCUACGGAGGUCCUGGGUGCUGAAAGGAGGUAGUCGAGUGUUAUAGAAUACUCUAAUAUAAUUAAAACAAACAACAACAAGGAAAAAGCGAACUAAUAAACAAACAAACUGAAAUACCAAAUAAAACGCGAAGACCCUUUCCUCAAGCAAACAAAAACUGAAAAAAAACACAAACACACACUAGGUAUGAUAUUUAAUGAUAUUUCGUGUCGCGGCGAGUGACUAGUAGGGAGUUCAACGGACUCAACCUUGGAAGGUUAACAAUUUACUGAUUAUUUAAUGUAAGAGAUAGAAAAAAAACUACUAUGCUACGCUACAUACUUUGAGCCGUUGAAGCCUAUGGUUUGGUAGGAUAAGAACUUUUAAUUUUGAGAUAAUUAGGCACGCUAGCCAUUUUGCUGGAACCAACUGUUGAUGGUAAAUAGUGAUGAUUAUUUUAUACAAUAAGGUGUUACUUCUGUUUCUGAUAAAAAUUGAUACUUUGGAGUGAAUGAAAUACAAGUUCAGAAUGUGUUUGGUUAAGCAAUUCGUAUAAUGAUCUUUAAAUUGCAUGUUAAGCCUUGUUAUUCGAGUCACGUGACAAGACUUGCGAAAUUUCACCUUAACUACUGUAAGUAUCUAAGCCAAGAACCGUGUUCAAGUUCAAAUGAGUUCCUAGAACUAAUCGAAGCUCAUUUGAAUUGAAAUUUCUUGUCUGCAUACAAAACUCGGAAAAAGGGGAAAUUUAGUGAGUCAAGUCAAGUCAAAUGACUUGCAGAAUAAGGAACAUCAUGUUAACUUUAUUCAUUACCUUUAAAAAUCUAAUCUACACGUUUCCUGAAGACGACCGUACUCCAAAGCUGGAUCAACAGUUGGUGUCAAGCGCAUGGCUUAAGCUGUUAAUUAAAUAAAAAAAAAAUCGGAUCGUUCACAGAACACUUUGCAAAUCAUGAAGUUUAUUUUUGUGAUAGGCAAAAAUCUAAUCCAGUGCAAGUGCGUCCAAUUUGAGAAAAAGUUGCUGUAAACAGUAUAAAGCGAAAUGUUUGCAUUUGGUUUUAGUGUCAUAAAAGUUUAAUUAGGAUGAAAAAAAUUGAAAUAAGAAUUAUCUAUCGACUGUUAAGUAUUUCCAGUGGAUAAAGUUGUUAGCACAGAGCAAAGCAUUUAUCUGUCAAAAGUUUUUUGUUCUAUCGUAUCUUGAACGUAUGUCUUCUUCUCAAAUAUUUGUUUUCCAGUCAAAUCAAGUUUAGGAUGUGUCUAUGAAGAAAGUUUGGACUAGAAAAUCAUGAUCAGUACGGAGCUAAAAAUAUCCGUAAGUUAGCUAGCCAGGUUUCCGUAGGACUUAACGCCAAAUAAUCUACUGAAUGCAGAUAUGAGAAUAAAAGCGUGUUAUCGGAAGUUACUAUCGAAGUUGGUUCCGAACUGGAAAACAAAUAAUUGAGGUUUCGGAUACAAAUUUUGAUAGGUUCGUUAGUUUAAGAAUCUAUAUUUGAAUAUUAGUUUUAGAUAGCUAGAAUUAUGAAAACAUUUAAAUGAUUGAAACUUUUCCUUUAUUUAACGCCUCUGGAAUUCAAAAGACAUAAUGACGCAUAAGAUUAUAUUUUCUCAAACUUUUGUGGAACUUGUGGAAAUAAUUCGAAAACUUUCAAAAAUCAAAAACUUAACCCGCAAAGACAAACAGAAACAAAAAAGUCUAGGAAAGAAAUACAUAAUUUAAAGCUGUGAGAUGAAAUUAGAAAGGAAAACCAAUUUUCAGCUCGAAAAAAAAAACAAACCGUUAAAAGGUGUGAACGAAAGCUGAACAAAAUAUUUUACUGUUAAGCUUACGAAAACGUAAACGCGAUCGAAAGAUUUAAUUAUGAUCAAAAACACCUUUUUCAAAACUUUUUAUGCACAAAUCUUAAAAUAACCUAACCCAGAAAAAAGGAAAAAAAAGUUAAACGAACAAUACACACCAGAAUGUGCAGAGAACAGGUCUAAAAAUGUUGAAACGGCCAAGCAAACACUGAUUUUAAUCAAAUGAGUUCUCAGUUCAAAAUCUAACGCAGUGUUAUAUAAUUAAGUAUACAUAAUAUUAUCUUUAAAACAAAACAACUAGAAAUCAAAUGAAAACGAACAGGCUAAAAGGGUGACCUUCAUUCAAGGCCUGGCCUUUCUUCGGACAUAUGGGCGAAAACUUUCUUAACGCCGAAACAAGCAGAACGGAAGGAAACGAAAAAAAGCGAUCUUACUCAAUCUACACCGCUAUGUGAUAUUAGUUAACAUGUUGAAUCGAGUUAAAUUUUUCACCAGUUUCCGUUUGGUUUCGCUACAUUUUCUUUUGAAUCGUCCGUCUUCUUCGCCAAAGUUGGUAUCUCCACACGAAGGACUAGUUAGGAACUUUUUGCACAAAUGAAGUUGUUACGAAUGAGAUGCAGGCACCUAAAACAGUUUAUCGAAAAAUUUCAUUCAGACUCAAAGAAUACUCCAACUUCCAAUGGUUCCGGCUCCAAAACUAUCUAAGCUCAUUUACAUCUGCCCGGAGCAUACUGGACAAGGCAAUCCGGUACAAAACCGGGGCAUUCAACAAAGUAACAAUUCCGUGGUGGCUCAUUUUCCGUGGAAAAGCGGCCGGUGCGUGUAAUUAUAUGGGCUGGUUUUUAGCGGACUUGUUGGUUGUAUCGUUGGUUUUUUUCCUUGCUUUCUUCUCGCAAACACGCCAACCUCUCCCCAGGAUAGCGUGCCAGUACACUCGAACAAGGCCCAAGGACGUCGUCGAAGGAGACGGUGAUGAAUUAUGGGGCGUACGAGGCGAUGAGGAUUACGUGAUUUACAUGCCAACUUGCCUUUUUUUUAGGUGAGCUCUGCUGGCUGCUGGUUUGCAGUUUUCCGCUGCUUCCAGACGGUACUGUUUCUAGUAUUUAGUAGUGUCGACACAAGGGCCAAAAUGAAAUAGACCCUGCGAAAUAACUAUAUCGUACCAUGAUAAAUUAAUGCAGCUAAUUUGUUUUAUAACUUUACGAUGUAAUGCCCAAAUAAUAUACAAUUAAGAGAGCUUGCAUGCGCUUAAAGGGUUAUUCAAAUGAUUGGCUUGCUUUUUGGAACAGGGGAUACGACCUAAUUUACGAACUAGCAGAAUCGACUUUUAAUUCUGAAUAGCAUGAAACGAAAAUAGAUACUAGAACAUGGCACAUUUGGUACAUCCGCUAAGCUAUAUGCAGAGACCAAAAUUGUACAAGGUCUGUUAAAAUCAAGACUGUUUUUUCCUUACAAUGCACACAUCACCGUUCAACUGACAUGUGGACGAAGUGAGUAGCAUUGCACAUCCUUCAGAUCCCUUUCAGACGUUCGAGAGUUGAAAAAAGCUGACUAAUGGAGCUAGAGAGUAAUAGAAAAGUGCAGCUUCAUUUAGAUAAAAAAAACUUAACGAAACCGCAACCCAAGAAUAGUCUCUUCUCAUCGAGGGUCUUGCAAAGAUUUAGUAUUUUUUAAACGGUGCGUUCGUUUUUCGAUUUGCAUCCCUGGGAAAGACGAGUGACCGCGACGCCCCAGUGUGCCCCAGUGACCUUGUCCCUAUCCGAGACUGCCCUUAUGUAUUGCGUUGGAUGGAAGACUAUACUUAUGUCGAUGCGCUCCACGGCCAAAUUCAUUUAAAAAAAUCCGAAAUGAAGGAGCUCCAAUGCCGGCGAUCCGGAGCCAGCAUCUUCACUUGCUGCCAGCCAAGGUUCUCGUAAACUGUGCGAAAUUCAGCGGCUGAACCAUGCCGCCAUGAGCUUCUGGGCCUGCCUUUCCUUCGAUGCCAAUAUAGAUUCAUUCAUGUAGUUGCUGAUCCGUUUGGGAUCCACUUGCCAGGCCACCAAGCGCGGAUGAUAUUUCGCAGGGAAAUACUUGCAGUUUUCGAGUCGUCACCGCAUAUGUGCACCUAGUUUCGCACCCGUACUACAACACGGAUUUCACGUGUGACUGUACGAUUCGGAUUUUCGUAGGAAAUGUGAUUCUUCAACCGACUUAAUGAUUUUCCCGAGUCGAAGUACGAUUUGGACGAUUAUCGGGAUUAUUGGCGUAGGCUUAACCCUAUGCAUCGAUUCGAGUGGUUCAAACGCGUUGAAAGCUACUCUACUUAGAGGGUAUUCCUCGUCAGUGAGAUACCCUUUCCUUACGGAAGUCUAUUGUAGAUAAGGUAACGUCUUAUUCUUUCUUCGUAGAAAACAGCACUAUUGGUGGUGGUUUUUUUUUCGGCAAGACGCAUUCUAUUCGGGUACUUCUCGACGAUGAAGAAUCCUACUUCACAUCCUUUGCAAUGUAGCAAUUCGGAUAACUCUUUGCAGCCGAUAGAUGCGAGUGUAAUCGUUCAUGGCUCUCUCAACCAGCAGGAUGUUUUAUUAUUUACCUGAUGAACAACAAUCCUCCAAUUCACUCGGUCCAUGGCAACCGUUUUCCAACUCCUCGGGCAUCUCACAAAAGCCAAAUUACGAUCGACUUUGUCUAAUCACCUCGCUAGUUCCGCCGUGCGCCCCUUCCCGUCUCGUUCCUACUAAAUUGGCAGCGAACACCUGUUUUGCAGGACAGUCGUCCGGCAUUCUAGCGACAUGUCCCGCCCAACGGGUACGCGCUAACAUGCUUGCCGCCUGCGGACCAGUCACGACAACCGACAACAUCGUGCGGAGGAUGUGUAAGAAUGCCAAUACUUGGCGCGUAGUCAGCGAUGGGUUCACCCGGAUCAUGACUGCCCUGCAGAGGAGUUGGAACCAGCACCAGUCCGCGACCGGUGUAGGGUGACUCCUUCGUCGGGGAGCACCUGAGUAGUGUGCGUCCGACCCUGGCAGUAAAGCAUCCAAAGAUAAGACUCUACCUUCUGCGUAUACCGAUCUGCUAGGUAAGCGUUAAAAACCCGUACGUGUGCUGUGACAGGCGCGAGUCCAUGAUAGGCUGUUCUCAAUUCAGCACACGGUGGGCAAAAAACCUUGGGUGGCCAGCCGAAAGGGAGGAGGAAGACCGGACCACGGUUGGAGUAGAAUGCCCUUUCGGCGUGCGGCGGCGGCGUGUAAUGUGCGUCCGAUCCUAGCAGUAAAGCAUUAGACUCUACCUUCUGCGUAUGCCUAGCUGUCUGGUACGUAGCGAACGUUGUGUAGGAUACCUCCACCGCCGCGGAGUAUCUGAGUAGAACGCACUACCUACGAGGGAAGCUGCGGGAAUAAGACUUGACCUUCUUCGCAGUCGAACUCGUAGGGGGAAGAAUAUUUAUGCCGCGAAAUACUCACGGGUAGGGGGACUUCACGUCGUCGGCGGGUGAAUCACUCGAGUCGGUGUAGGAUGACGUCUUCGCCGGGAAUCAUCCGAGUAGUUUCGUAAAGCCCUGGACGUGUGCUGUAACAGGCGCGUGUUCAGGAUAAGCUGCUCUCGAUUCGUCACACGAACGGGCAAAGUGGAGAGGGCCUCGAGCCAAACCAAGCGAAACCAAGAUCUCGAGUCGUUAGAGGAGAUGUCAUUGGUCUCUUGUAGUGGUCUCGAACAGAGGCGGAGCGCCCGAUAGUCGUGGAAACCAAGCGAGCCUCGAGUUCCGAGUAAAGGCCGGACCUCGAGUCGUCAGAGGAGAGGUCCUUAGUCUUGAAUAGUAACAAGAGGCAGGGUAUAUAUGCUGGAGUUUUGACUUGAAAUUGAGUAAGCCGAUGAGCGCUUUGCGCGAGUAUGGUCCCCAUCAUGGGUACAGCCUUCGUUGCAGAUCCGGAUGGGAAUUAUGGCCAGAGGCCCCAGGUGGACUUUAUGAUGUAGGAUACAUAGUAUCAGGAGUCAACAAUUGCACCCAUGGACCCAGACUAGCAAACUGGGGUGACGCGGUGGUUCGCCGUGCCGUGGAUUGUAAUCCGUAAAAGGUAUUUACCACCUGGGUAAUCAACUAAUCAAAAAAUGCCGGGUGCACUAGAGGUAUUCAUUCAGGUGUAUUGGUCAACGAAACCGACAGUUGAACACCAAUCAUCAGUUCAAACUGGUGGUAAUGAUACUUCAUGAAGCAUCCUUGUUUAGUGAGGAUCUGCGCCAUGUAGAGGCAGGCAAGUAUGAUAUCGUGGACUGUUUUCUCCGCGCGAUGGAAUCUGCCUUUCCAGCGAUCUUCGUCCUGGUACUGCAUCUUAAUCGGCCUACUCUAUCAGCAUUUUCUACCAGAACAUCGGUGCUGUCAAUUCCUGCCUGAUCGAUUAUCUGCUAGCUACUUCGUGCUUUUUUCUAAGAUAUCAUUGCCUUUACCGAAACAUGGCUGAGCACACCCUCUCAAGUCAGAUUUUGGCUCAGAUUGCAGAUGCAGUGUUUCAUUGCGAUCGUAGCACCUUUAAAAGCAAAAUCGUGGUGGAGUGUUACUCGCCGUUAGAUCUUAACUCUCGGCUUUGCUUAUCGAACACGUUUCCUGACACUAUCUGGAGCUUCUUGGACCCGCAUUGAUCUGGGCAAUUGAAAACUCGAUCCACGCGUAGUUUACGUGCCUCCUGAUGGUUCUGGCGACCUGGUUUUUGCAGUCCCUUUCGUGUUGCCUGUCUUAAGUCAGCUCUAUUUAUUCCUCCUGAGGAUGGCAUACUCGUCAUCGGCGACUUCAAAAUGCCCGGCCUAAAAUGGUGCUCCUCCCGAAGUGGAUUUCUGCACAGCAAUCAGCCAUAGUGGUCUCUCUCGAUGCCGCAAGCAUUUAUGCUCCCGUGAAGAGAAUGGCAUCCUUCUAUCAACAUUUCAAGAACGUGGAAGCUAUCUCCCUCGUCCUUGAGUCCAUCGAAUGAGGAAGAAAGCUCAAUCCUUCUGAUCCAAACGCAGCUGCUGAGACAUUUUCAAACAUUCUCAACUACAUCAUUAAUCGCCAUGUUUCGAAACGUAGGAUGGCUACCAAUCUAUGGGCUCCCUGGGUCACUAAAGAACUGCGGCGACUCAAGACAGCUAAGAAAAGUGCACUUCGAAACUACAACAAGCACAAAUCCCCUUACACUAAUGAAGAAUAUCGCAUAAAAAAGUCUGUAAGCUUAGCUACCAAAAUUAUCUAAACCAGUUACAAAAGAUUUUCAAGACCAGUUCAAAAUCUUUUUGGAAGUGGGUAAAAAAUCAACGAAAAGAACCAGGGCGAAUCCUAAUCCAGAAAUUUGUGAACUUUUUGCCGAGAAAUUUUCUAGUAUUUUCACAACUGGGGAACUUUCUUUGGAGCAUCUGGCCAGGGCUGUCGGAAAUAUACCAUCCCUAGGGUCAUCUUUGAAUGGUAUUCAAGUCGACGAUGCAGCUACCGUAAAAGCGACAGCUAAUCUAAAAAAUUCAUCUCCUACGGGCCCGGGCGGUAUAUCAGCUACAUUUUUGAAGCGUUUUAUGCCUGAUGUUUAUCUCUGCUGAUACCUAUUAGGUACACCUCUCAAUCAUCGCUGGACUGCGCAAUCUUUUACUCACUGUGGAAAGAAGCUCACAUGUUUCCUGUCUACAAAAAGGGAGAUAAGAGAGAUGUGAGCAACUACCGUGGAGUCUUCGCUCUAUGCGCGAUCGCCAAACUGUUUGAACUGGCUUCUUCAACGAUUAGCACGUGUUUAUGCCUAAACAAUCCACGACUACAAACCUACUGAGUUUUACAACGUUCGUGUAGGGCAGCUUUGUCAAUAAAACCCAAACUGACGCCAUUUACAUAGAUCUCUCAACGGCGUUCGAUAAGGCAAACCACGAUAAUGCAAUCGCAAAGCUCAAACGUUUAGGCUUCUGUUGUUCCCUAUUGGAUUGGUUUCUGAGCUACUUAAUGGGACGAAAGUUCGUACUGCUGAAACCUUUUCUAGGCAGUUCGUUGCCUCUUUAGGAGUGCCCCAAGGAAGUCAUUUGGGGCCGAUCAUUUCCGUGAUCUAUUUUAAUGAUGUACUCUCUUUCCUCGGCUGCACAAAGCUCACUUAUGCCGAUGACCUGAAACUUUUUCACAUCAUAAACGGUCAAGACGACAUCAACUUCCUGCAACAGCAAUUUACCGCUUUUGCUCACUGGUGCGACAUUGCUUGCCCUUGAACAGAAGCACCCUCUUCAUGCAGAGUACAUCCUCGGAGACGAAACCAUGAUGCGGUUGGAUCAGGCCGUUAUUCUCCAAUGAGGUACAUACAGAGGUGAUGAGAUAGGCACUAUGCAAUCGUAGUGGUAAUGUUUUUUUCUCGUAAACAUUGUAACCAUGGCAAAAGGUGACGUCACUACCGACGCGAAAAAUCAACGAAGUCGGCUGCUUGUUAUUUUGGUUACAAAACAAACAACCUGGGAAAACGAUCUUUUCACAUUCGAUUCGGUUUCGAAACUUCAAACUUUAUUUGGUGCGGGUCGCUGAAACUAUACCAUGAAUCCAUCAUAUUUGGGAACGAAACUUUCGCUCUCGGUAGAAGUGCUAUUGCCAACGAAAUCACCGCACGGGGACAAAAUGUCAACUUAUGAUUAUCAGCAUCCCCUUUUUACGCUAGGACAGUAUCAGUGUGCGCGUAGCCACAACUUCCCAGAUCGAGGCAGACCUUAAUUGAGUACACCGAAAUCCGAUGUAGAUCUUCCAGACUGUUAGUAUCAGGUACGUGAACGGUUCAUGUAUAAUUUUGAAACUGAAAAUUUAUGUUUUAGUUUUGCACGUUUUACAGGGUCCAGCCUGAUCCUUUCUAGGGCGAUGCAGCCAUCUUUGACCGGAGGCAAAUGUGAUGGAUGCAAUUUUGGCUGAGAAAAUCCUCCCCUGUAGGAGAUAUAUUUCAAAGUUUUCCGGGGAUUUUUUAUGACACUCUUCGUGCAUGGUGCACGCCAUUCGUUUCUAGGUUGGCUUUCGAUGAUUUAAUCGAUCUAAAGGCAACAAUUUAUUUCCUGCUCUCGGAAAGGAAUGGUGUCGGUAUCGGAACAUUUAUCGUGAAAAAUAAUGUGGUCAAAGCUAAACGAUGUCAGCUGAUAAGGUCUACAAACAGUUAUUGAAUAAAGUGAAGAAAUAGAAAUUACUUAAAAACAAAUUUUUAAAUCCGAAAAAUCAUUCAUAGUACAACAUAUUUUCCUUCUCCUUUCAAGGACACUCAAUGAAAUCCCCACAUUAAGAGUAUGACUGUGUCUUUAAAGAACUGUAAAAACUUAUGUAUGAGAACACUAUUCAAUAAACAGUUUCCUUAGGUUCAUAGAAAAAGUAAAUAGUAAGUAUCGAACUAUAAUAUCUAAAGCCUAAAUCAACGGUUGAUUUGCUUUCUGAUGACUUGCCUUUGAAAUCUGUUAGGAGACUUUAAUGGAAAAUAGUUUAGUAUUUUACCAAGAACAGUCAUCUUAACGCUUCAUUACGCCUUCAGUUAUAGUUAACUGAAUAUGGGAUAAAACUACAAAUUAAAAUACAAUUAUGAAUUUUAAUAUGUUUAAUAUGAAAUAUUCGUUUCGAAAAUUUUUACCUGUACAGCUCCGAGUUGGAAUCUUCCGGUGUACAAAAAUAGGGGACGUCGGUAAAAAAAACUGAAAGCAUAUUGUCUAGUUGUGACCGUUAGAACACAGUUCUCAUUCAGGAAAUUCACUUUAGUAUCGUAUCCGUUGAUCUUUUUUUCUGGUUAAAGUGACUGCUUAAGGCUGACUGCACAUUUUUCUUCAAUCACUAAUAGCGAACCGAUUUACUGACGAACAAAAAACACGAAGAACUUUGACCAGUAAAGGCACAGAUUUUGGGACUGUUGAAAAUUUUCAUAACAAACCGCCAACUGCUGUUACCUAGGAAAUAUUCACACCGUCAGUAGUGACGUAGGCUUUGUUUAUGUUUUCAUGGUGAUCUGCGCCACCUUUCUAGAAAUUUAUACAGGUUGGUUAUUCUCGACCGACGGCUGGAGUUCAAAACUCAUACGAACUAUGUUGUCGACAAAGUUUCUCGAAACCUUGGAUUCUUGUUUCAUAUGGUCGAAGACUUCAAAAAAAUAUAUUACCUUAAAAGUCUUUAUUGUUGCAUAGUUUUUUCUUUUCUCGAGUACGCUUCAGCUGUUUGGUGCCCUUUCUACUAACAUAGAGCUGAAAGAAUCGCUCAAUUGACGUUGUUGAAGGCAUUCCUCACAUACAAGAACGUGAUCGCACAAAAGCGGCUUUAGACACCCGUGGACAGUGUCAAUGGCUGUUUUCAGAACUCGAUAAUAUGCUGUAUCCACAUAAACUGUCCAUGGUGUUUUCACAAGAUUUCAACUUUGCUCCCAAUGCUUCUUUGUAUCCUUGUAGUACCUGAGGCCUGUGGCAUCCUUGUGUAUGUCCUAUGUGCACUGAUCAUACUGACAGGGCACUAAGAACAAAACAUCGAUCAUUUUCUUGCUAAUUUUUUCGUCACAUAUACCGACGGUAGGUGGCGAACCUACCAUUUUUCAUAUACAAAUGCCCUGUAGGAAAAAUGUACCUGUUUAGCCCGAUUUUAUUCAGUUGGGUGAAACUUUCUAACUGGGAUAGCAUUUCUUCAAAUCGAUAGAUGCGCACUCUGGAAUCGAUAUUGCGUACUGUUGGAAAAAAUAUCCAAAUAAAGAAAUCGAGUGUCCAGUUAGUAUGGUCAGUGCAGCCAGCAAUCAGGUUAAUUGUGCGCCAGUUUCGAGAAGUCUUCGAAGAUGAUCCACUCCACAGUACCUAAAGAGAAAUGUUUGGUUAAGAUACAUGCAAGUUUGUAUUUUCGACGAGAUUUUUCAAUUACCCACUCUAGAAAUUUAGUAAAGCGGUGUCCCUUUCGCUGUUUCCAAAGACUUGUGCGUUCGAUGACUGAUUGCAUAAAAUAACAAUGUAUGUACCCAUGAACAAUUGUACUGAGAGUUAAUGAAAUUUUUCGAUAAACCUAUUGGCAAGUGUUCCGUUCAAAUAUGUUAAGUUUGAGUAAUAGGGCCUAAGGCUUUGUGGUGAUCCGUUCAAUCUUUAAAUGUUAAAUAAACCAGCUGAUAAGACGUUCCGUUAUUCUUUCAAUCUAUAUUACUACUUCCAAGUUUUUGUAUCAACCAAUUAGAAAAAACAAAUGCAGUUUGCUAAAAAAACUAAAUAAAACAAAGAAGCGCGCCAUGGUAACACAAGAGCCAAAUUUUCGAAUAGAAAGUCGAGUCGAUACAGAUGAACUUUGCGAGAACAACUGAUUGUAGCAUACGUUUUAAUAACUUUGAGAUCAUUUUAGUUUAAAUUGGUUAGAAUAUACGAUUUUAAGGACAAAAACAGAGUGAAACUUUUUGUUCAAGUUUCAAAAAGUUCAAUAAGUAACGGCAUAUUUCGUUAGGUCCUCUUCAGAACUGAAAGCAUAAACUAAGUUGUAAAAUUCAAGAAAAAAUCAUCUUACAGAAAAGCAUCAUCAAACAACAGUAUCAAAGGGUAUCAUAUUUUAACUGUUAAUUCCCUUCCACCAAUGAAUAUCAAGCCAUCAGAAUCCAUCUUCGAUUUUCAACAGCAUCUUUCCAUCUAUUUUUGUCAUUCAAUGGCGUAAAACAAGUAGUGUUAGAUUAUAAUUUUAAAGUAAAACUUUUGCGUUCAAUUUUUGCCCCUAACUUCCUUUAAACCAUCCUUAAGGUCCAAAGUACCAGUUAGGAGUCACACCGUAUUGUUUGUGAAACUCGGCACUUUAACAAUGGAACACGAAUGUUAACAUGUCAAUACUGAGAGGCAGAUUUGUUGAUUUCAAUAAAUGUGUGGUAGCACGUUUUCGAAACACAACAAUAGUGUAGCAGAAAAACAGUUAUCAAGAAACAGCUGUCUACCGGAAAUUUUUAUUUUCUCGAUCAAGUACUAGAGCUACGAAAGCCAUGGCUUAAGAGAAUCCAUCAUGAAAAAGAUCGAAGAAAGUACCAUCGUUGGCUGAGAAAAUUCAAGUAGAGAACGUGUUUUUUUUUAUUGAGUAAUAAUUAUUUGUGAUUUUUUAUCCUUAUUUUUUAUUUUCAACUCUAUCAUAAGAAAAAUGUCAAAAUUUGGUCGAAGAACAUUUGAAUUCUGAUUGUUAUUCAUUAUUCAAGACUUCUUCUUCAAAUACCUUAGAUAACAUUCUAUUUUUAUUUAUGAAAUCUGAUUCAAAUCGAAAUUCUUGGCAAGCUUCGAUCGGGUUUCCCCGAGAAAAAAAGCUGUGAUCGAGUUCGUUCAGAAGCUUUUGUGAGUCACAUGAAAUAUAGCAAAGCUUUGAAAUAUUUCACCCAUUCGUGUAUGGCAAACUUGAACGUUUCGUUUGAACUUUCCUAUCCCUGAACAAAAAACCGACGAUCAACAAGACAAAUUCAAGCGUUUCGGCUUUGAGCAUAGGCUCGAUAUUUUAAUAGAAAAAAAUCACAUCUCUACUUGAAUGUUUCUUGACGAGUAGUAUUUUUCCACCAAACAAUUAAAAUUAUACUAACAAAGAGAUACUUCUAAUAUCGUAACUGCAUAGAAUUUAAUGGAAAAAAUGAGAAGAAUAUUAUUGAUUACAAAAUUCUUGUCGGUCGCUAAGGCUGGUAAGCUAGAUAAAAGAAAAUAUAUAAGAAUAAUGUGAUUGCAUAUAGUCUUGUGGUUUACUGUAGUUUGUUUUUAUUGAAUAAUAUUGAUUUUUAUCAAAUCGAUUCCUUUUUUAUAAAAAUAUAUAAGCAUAAAAAGAAGCAAAAACAUAUAUUUACAUUACACCAUAUUCGAAUUGAUCUACUGAAUCGCAUUGAAUAUUGCAUUUAGAGUCACGUUUUAAAGAGGCUUUUUUAAAGCUGAAUGACGUUUCUAUCAGUUUUCUUCUCCAUGUCCGUUACCUCCAUUCUCAAAAUGCUUGAACUUCCAGCUUGAUGGCAAUUCGAUUGAUUAGGUUUUUCUAAAUGUUUUUUGACUAUCGACACCAUAAUAUAUAGAUGAGGGAAACCAACCCGUUAGUAGUUAAUCGUAGUUUUCAUCUCAAUUUCGAAACAAUUUUUAAGAAGGCAUUUCCGUCAAAGAAAAAAAAAACCUUACAACCAAGGGCAUACAAAGGAUAAUUCCAUUAAAGAACAAACAGUACCUACCUAUCUUUCAUUCUAAGCAAUUUCUAAGUUGUACACAAUUUUUGAUCCUGUUUAAGCUAUGCAAUCAACUAAUUCCUCUUCUACUAUAACAAACACGUAUUUAGGGAUAAGAUUAUAAAAUUUUACAAAGUAAAAUCCACCUCAAUCUUCUAUCUGUAUUUCUUUCUACAAGUUACUUUUACCCAACUUCUUGAAUCUUUUAUCUAAUGAUAUCAAUCAACCAAACCAAGCCAACUAGAAAAUUGAGCAAACCCAUUCUGAAUAACAAAUGCGUUUUGAUGUGCGUCUUGUAAUCCCACAAAUACUAGAAUGAAACAUGUUUGAUUCUUAAUAACGUUAUAGAUACUAAAAUUUAAACAACCUAAAUCCAAAAAUGGGGAAAAACACAAACGACAAAUUCGAAAAUUGAAAUACCUUAACUGUAUUUGAUACUGCUAGCGAAAAUAAGACAUUUGAAAAUGAAGAAAAACGAAUAAUUUUCAAUCCCAAAAUGAAAACCAACCGAUUAUCACAGAUAGGAAAUAUAUAUUCACUGCAGAAAUUAUCAGCCUCUUGAAAGUUUUCAAACAACAAAAGACAAGCACAAAGCUCUACUGAUAUAAUUAUUCCGCGCUGAAAUUCAAAGUUACAAACAACAGAUUUUUUCUACUUUUUCAAGUAGAUCAAAGUGCUUGCAAAUAAGCCAGAGCCAGUAAAUCGAAUGAAUUGUUAAAAUUAUCAUUAAGAGGGAUACAAAAAAAAACAAACAACUUGUUGAGUGCAGCGUUAUAACAAACAGAACAAAAAAAAUCACCAACAAAAGCUAAGUUGCUAAGCAAAUAUAAAAAAAAACCUAGAAGAAAGGUUAAACUGAACAAAAUAACGUAAGAUGACAUGAAAUAAAGCAGAUCACAACAACUGUGAGAGAAGCCAAACGAACAAACGAAGACGAGACGAGAGAGGCGAGUAUAGUGGUUCCGAUCAAAACUAUUUCAAAAACAAAACAAAAAACAAACACUGUACAGCAACAAAGUGAGUGCUUCAAUAAAAGUCAUAUAUUAUA